Messenger RNA from Anguilla anguilla (European eel), 7286 nucleotides. RefSeq names its product zinc finger DHHC-type palmitoyltransferase 5a (gene zdhhc5a). Gene Ontology annotation, biological process: protein palmitoylation. NCBI's taxonomy places the organism in Eukaryota, Metazoa, Chordata, Actinopteri, Anguilliformes, Anguillidae. Gene Ontology annotation, molecular function: palmitoyltransferase activity. The record is from RefSeq and is a predicted model, not a curated record.
CUUGUGCUCGCGCAGGCUUGUGCGGCCCGUUCUGUGUGCAUCGGCACGGGAUCGUCUUCUUCGCUGUGCGUGCUAACAGCCUUCAUAACUCGGGGGACUAAACAGAGUCCCUUCCCCACUGGCUCUAGGCUACCGCAGUUAGACAGACUAACAAACUCCAGUUAAGGACAACAUUAUACACUGUAAAACCGUUUGUUCCGCUAAAAAUGUACCUGGUUCAGGUGGCAGAAAACGACAGCUACCUAACGUUAGUUGGAAAUCCAGCUAUCUAGAUAUACUGCAUCGCGGGAUUCAUUUCCUGCCUUCGUCGAUUAAAGUGAUAUUAACUGUCACGAUAGAUAGGAAAAGACGAGUACGGAUUCUCGGAUCAUCUCGUUCGGAAUACGGUGUCAACAGUGUAUUCGGUAUGAGGCUUGCUCGGUCAAUCUGCUAACGACAUUUUCCCGUAGAAUUAGCGAGCUAGCUACUGUUGCUUGCUACGUACGGCGUAUAGCUCGUCCGGUUCGGAUGAAACGAACUGGAUAGCGAGACGGCAAACAGUUUAUACUAAACAGCCGGGGUGUGUGGCUGGAUUGUCUAGUUAGCUAAAAUUGCUAUCCGUUCAUGCAGGGGUUUAGGUGCUUUCCAAUUUGCUUGGGCACGGGAAGCCGACAUUUUUCGGUUGUGUAUGUUCCUGUUGUGUUACGGAUUGUUUGUGAAGGAGAAGCCAACGCAAGGAGUCAAUAAACUGCCAAACCCAUUUAAAAUAUCAACGGGACCAUGCGAAUAAAGACUUGGAUUUGAAUCUGCGAUCAUCAGUAUCCCGACCAGAGGGCCAUCGGGCACGUCGCGCUCUGUCGCUGGCUCAAACCCAGGUUGGAAACGCACCUUGGCCUGUGUGACAGAAAACGAGAGUUCCGGGAUUCAUUUCGGGCCUAAAUACUCUGGAUCCGCAGCGAUACACACCCAAAACACGCAGGCAGAAGUCGGACACACCUGCAGUGUACCGCAGGGGCUGAAGACUUGGAAGAGGGCAGUGCUGCACUAUCUGCUGGAUCGACUUCCCCCUGGAUUUAUCCUGCCGUUUCUCCUUCCUGAGAGACGAUCAGCUGGGUGGUUUCCCCAGUCUGAGAGAGGAUCAGCCUGAGCGGAUCAGUCGGGUGGUUUCCCCUGACUGAGAAAGGAUCAGCCUGAGAGGAACAGCCGGGCGGUUUCCCCAGUCUGAGAGGGGAUCAGCCGGGCGGUUUCCCCAGUCUGAGAGAGGAUCAGCCGGGUGGUUUCCCCAGUCUGAGAGAGGAUCAGCCGCGUGGUUUCCCCAGUCUGAGAGAGGAUCAGCGGGGCGGUUUCCCCAGGGCGGUUUGGGGCGGAAGUGGGGGCCAUGGUGGAGACGGUCCCGUGGGAACGUUCAGUCCUGGAGACGGUUAUAUAAGCAGCGUUUGCUGAGGGCGCGGCCCUGUCUGCGUGUGGGACGUCCUGAGGGCAAGCUGACGGUUUUACUGCAGGAGGGAAGCCUCCUGUCCACACGCCACCCGUCCUGCGUUUCUGCACCUUUUCAAACCCGUGCUCCUGCUUUUUAAUGCCCAAACAGGCCCGAGCUCAGACUGCGGCUCCACCCUAACCCUGCGGCUCCACCCUAACCCUGCGGCUCCACCCUAACCCUGCGGCUCCACCCUAACCCUGCGGCUCCACCCUAACCCUGCGGCUCCACCCUAACCCUGCUGCUCCACCCUAACCCUGCUGCUCGGGGCUGCAGGACGGCUGCGUCGCAGAGGCAUCGCGCCCCAGAGUCUGCAGAACAGAACGGGCUCGGUCCCAAGCGCUGGGAGGAUCAGCAGCCGUUUCCUGUCCUGUCACAGUGCAGUCAAGCUCCUGAGUGGAGCUCCUCCUUUCUCUGGGGAAAGUCUGUGCGUCUGUCAGUCACGCUUCUUUUCUGGACAGACCUGUUGGAUCAGUCCCAGUCAGGCCUGCCACUCUGCCUGUGUGCAGGUAUUUAUGACUGUACUGCAACACCUGGAGAGGGAAGUCCCAAACCAGAUGUCUAGUUCUGAAACCUCUCUUAUUCCAAAGAAGACGAUCUCUCCUAAUACCCAAAACAUUUUAUUUUGCUUUCUUUAAGAGAGACAACUAAAACUGAUUGUCCUCUGCCUGUUGGUUUUAGAGACUUUUCCAUAAACGCAGAUCCCUCCGAGAUCGAAAUUGGAGUGGUUUUUCUCCACUGCGUUUGACCUCUGACCCGCUGAGAGUUUGAAAAUGAGGGUUUGUGGUGGCGAAGGUGGGCAGGUUUUGAUUGGUCUUUAAGGGGACUGGGGUGGACUCCGGUCUGUUAGCGAGGAGCGCCGCUGUGCAUCGGGUCUGUGCCCUCGUGCGUCUGUGCCCUCGUGCGGGCUGACAUGCCCGUGCACAUUCACACCUCAGAGGGAAGGUGAAUCUUUAUUUUUGUGAUUCGGGCAUUUUCAAGCAUUGCCCGUUAGAUCAGUGCAUUUGUGGAUCAUUACAGACUGUAGAAUUACACCUGCAGAGGUGUUACGAAUGACUUUGUGAAAAGCACAGGUGUAGAGGCGAUGUCAUUACAGGGUAAACGCUCAGAGUAACUGAUCUACUCUUAUACCAAACACCUUAUUUAUUCCAGAAUCACACAAAGAACUUUAGGUGAAUUUGACUUUUUUUUUUCUUUUUCUUUUUUUUACAAACCAAAUGUUUUAUUGCACCAAAUAUAUUUGAUGUAAAAGCCAUAUUGUGAAUUUAACUUCUUAAUUUGCAGCCAUUUUUUUUAUCUGUUAGUGUUUCAAGGGACAGUUAGACAGUGAGGCAUUUAUUACGUGUGAACUCCAGAACCUGCCGCUCCUGCAGAACCUGCGGCUUCAGAACUGCAGCUUCAGUAGAGCUUGUGGUUCUGCAGCUGCUGGUUUGCCUGGGCUGUGCAGUUCCUGCAGGUUCCUCCUGUACCGCAGGUUCUCCGCGUUCUCCAUGUUCUCCGCGUUCUCUCCCAUAUACUAAUAUCUGCUUGGAGAUUUUCAGUAUUGGAUGCCAAAGUCAGAAUGGUUUUCUGGUGUGGCGUUCCUGAUUAAACCUGCUCCAGCUGCUAGACCCCCCCCCCCAGCUCAGAAAGGUCAGAGUUCAAAGCUCAAAUUUAUAGGAGGAAAAGCCCUUAAAGGAACAGGGCUCACUGAUUAAAAAAGCAAAAACAAAUCCAUCUGGUAUCACAGACUUAGGCCACUCUUCUCCCCAUCUGUCUCUCCUCCCUCCCUCCCUCCCUCUCUUCUCCCCCUGUCCCCGUUAUGUCUCCCCUCUCACCCUCCCUCCCUCUGAUGCGACGGAGACCUUGUGUCUCCUUCCUCUCUCUCUGACCCUCCUCUUCCUCUCACUGUUAAAUCCUUCCCAAAAAGCCAACCCAGGUACCGAUCCCCCCUCCUCCCCUCCCCCACUCCCCCCCUUCCCUCUGUGAUGCCGGGUGUCAGUAAGAGUGGAGGCCCCGCCUCCUCGCCCCCCUCCUCGUCCCGCCCACUGCGGCCCAGCCGAUACGUCCCCGUCUCCGCGGCAACUGCCUUCCUAGUGGGGUCCACUACGCUCUUCUUCUGCUUCACGUGUCCGUGGCUGUCAGACCAGUUCUCUGUGGCCGUUCCUGUGUAUAACGGCGUGGUCUUCCUCUUCGUCCUGGCGAACUUCUGCAUGGCCACCUUCAUGGACCCAGGCAUCUUCCCCCGAGCGGAGGAAGACGAGGAUAAGGAGGAUGAUUUCCGCGCCCCGCUCUAUAAGACUGUGGAGAUCCGGGGGAUCCAGGUGCGGAUGAAGUGGUGCUCCACCUGCCGCUUCUACAGACCCCCCCGCUGCUCCCACUGCUCCGUCUGUGACAACUGUGUGGAGGACUUUGACCAUCACUGCCCAUGGGUGAAUAACUGCAUCGGCCGCAGGAACUACCGCUACUUCUUCCUGUUCCUGCUGUCGCUGACGGCGCACAUCAUGGCCGUGUUCGGCUUCGGCCUGCUCUUCAUCCUCAACCACACCCAGCAGCUGGACCACGUGCACUCUGCCGUCACGAUGGCUGUGAUGUGUGUGGCCGGCUUGUUCUUCAUCCCUGUAGCAGGACUCACCGGCUUCCACAUCGUCCUGGUGGCUCGCGGGAGGACCACCAACGAACAGGUGACGGGGAAGUUCCGAGGGGGAGUGAACCCCUUCACUAACGGCUGCUGGAGGAACGUCUCCCAUGUGCUGUGCAGCUCUCAGGCUCCCAGGUAUCUGGGCCGGGGGAAGAAGGCCCAGUCGGUGCUGGUGCAGCCGCCCUUCCUCAGACCGCAGCUCUCCGACGCCCAGCUGGCUGCCAAAGUGCUGGACAACGGUAUCCAGGGCGACCUGCACAGGUCUAAGAGUAGUCUGGAGAUGAUGGAGAGCCAGUCAGCUGAUGCAGAGCCGCCUCCUCCCCCCAAACCGGAGCUUCGAUAUGGCCUGUCCCGCAGCCCCCUGUCUGUGGGGCACGGCGAGGAGAGCAGUCUGCUGCACAAAGCUCCGCCCACUCCCACCAUGUAUAAGUACAGACCUGCCUACAGCAGCCCGGGCAAGAACCACUCCAACAAGAUGAAUCGGGGGGAGAGUCUGAAGGAGUCUCCAUCUCUCCGACACUCCGGUGGGCCGGGGGGGGCGGGGUCGGGGGUGGGGGCGGGGUUUCGGUCGGAGCCCAGCCUGGACGGGCGCGAGGGCGAUCGGGGCUGCCGGGACAGGGGCGGGGCAGGAGUGGGCGUGGCCAUGCCUGCUUCGGGGAUCCCCGGCUAUUCCCUGGGGGGGCGGUCCUACCCGUCCUUCUCAGACCCCACAGUGCUGUCGGGGGGGGCGUCGCGCUCCUCUAGCGUCCGGUCCGCCCACACGGCCCACAAUGCACCUGGGGCGCUGCACUCGGAUGGCACCACCUCCACCAGCUACAAGAGCCUGGCCAAUCAGACGCCUCGAAACGGCAGCCUAUCGUACGACAGCCUGCUCACCCCCUCCGAGGGCCCGGAGUUUGAGUCGGCCGCCCCAGACCCGCCCCCCCACGCCCACCCCGGCCCGGUGCCCCCCGCGUUGCUAGGCUACAGCUCCCCCUUCCUGUCGGCGCAGAUCGCCCACCAGCGCGAGCCCUCGUCCCCCCACCACGCCUUCCUGCCCCGCCCCACCAGCCCCGCCCACCUCCCGGAGCGGGACUCCCACCGCCCCACCCAGCACCACCCCCGCCCCGCCCGCUUCUCCCGCCCGCCCCUCCUGGCCGACGCCCACCCCUACUCCUACCGAGCGCGCUCCCUGGGAUCGCCGGAGACGGCGGCGCCCGUAGCCCCGCCCCCGGCCCCGCCCGCCCCGCUGGGGAAGUCCCUGUCCUACUCCAGCGCCGCGGCUGCAGAGAUGCAGUACCGCAUGGUGCGCAAGGCGUCGGCCGGGGGCGGGGCAGGGGGCGGGGCCGGGGGCGGGAUCCAGGCCCCAAAGGACGAGAUUCAGAUGAAGUCCUACAGCCGGUCCAAUGGGCAGCCCAAGCCUGCCCCCUCCUCCCCCUCCCACCCAACCAGCCUCUCCACCCGCCCGGGCCCGGCCAAUCAAAGCGCUGCUCCUUCACAGAGUCCCACCCACAAGCCGGGGGGUGGGGUGAAGAAGGUGACGGGCGUCGGAGGGACGACCUAUGAGAUCUCCGUUUGAGUGACAGGCGGCAGCUUCGUCCAAUGGGGGGGGGGGGUAGGAUCACAGGCCCCUCCCCCUGCUCUGGUGAAAGGAGCCUUGCGAUUGGAGGAGGGACAUCACAUGGGGAUAUGUGAUUUGAGGAACGCAGAGGGGUGUUCGUCAGUCACGCUGUCACACGGCUUGUUUUUCAUCCCUCCUUCCGAAAGCAAUGGACUCCCCUUCUCUCCAUGGGGUGGAGAUGUACCCCCCCUCCCCUCCCCCCCCAAAAAAACAUCUGCCUCCACUGCAUUCAGUCAGCACCUGACUUUCCAGGGGACUCAGGUAGCCAAUCACACGCCUUCUAGAGGCAGGACUCUGGCCAGUGGCUGUGAAGGACAAACGGUGAGCUGGCCAGUCACCAGGAAGGCUGCAAACGUGUGAGAGACAGCGCUGACUGAUCUCCCUUUUUAUUUUUAUUAUAAUGGACUCGAGAUGCGUACAUUUGGACAUUAAAGGAGGUUUGAAAGGAGGACAGAACGGCUGACCUGUCCUGAGUCUAAGGAUCAGCUCAGGCUCUGUCUCCAGGACCACAGGAGCUUCAACUACACAGGCCACUGUGAUUGGUCGGGGACCACUGCUGCCCAUUUAACCGACCAAUCAGUAAAUGGGACAUUAAUAUUACUGGCAGGUAUCAGGGCAGAUGAUUGGUUCAUUGUCUGGACUUCACCGGCAGGAGCCGCCUGAUCUCGGACUGGAUUUGGCGAUUGCCUUUGAAUUCCAGGAAAAAAAACAAAGAUUUUGCUUAUUUAAUUUUCUUUUUUAAAUCUUAGUUUGUAUGAAUUUAUAUAGUUACUGAUUUAAAAAAAUGCUCAUGAUUUUAAUGGUGUCAAGUGACACACUGGCUUACAAAAGAUUUCAUACAGCAAAUGUUUGUUCACUUUAAUGGCUAAGCCAGCCGAUCAGACGCAGCUCUCAUAACCAAUGGGGUUUAUUCUCUGCAGCUGAGAACUAGCCUCAUUAAAACAGUCAAAACAUGCAUCGGUUCUUGUGGAGUAAAAUUCUGAAAUAUUCUGUUGAGAGGAUAUGAAAUGCCUGGUGUCUGUUGUAGUUUUAAAUGACUGGAUUUUUUUAUUUUUGUUUUAUUUUUUUAAAUAUUUCAGUCGUCAGUUAAGAGCCAGACCUCCCUCUGGUUGCCUUUGACAAAGCUGGCCUAUCAGGAAUCGGAUUAUGUGUCAUGUGAUUUGGGUCAGUCAGAGAGGACCUUAUGGGCCAUUUCCAAAAAGUUCAUAUCCUGGAGCUUUCCAAGUGGGACGCGAUUAAAAAAUCAUUUUUAAAUUCAAAGUUAUUUUGCAAGUUUGUUGGCUGACGAGGGGCCAGCAUGGAGACUGUUCUGUGCGGCUCUUCGAUUUGAGGACUGUUUGACCAAUCAGAAGCAGAAAAUGGAAACUUUGAAUAAAUGCAUAGCAGCAUACUGCCGAAUGGGAGGGGCUAGAAUGUGACUGACAGCCGGCUAGCCAACCUAAACGGCCAAUGAUGUAGUGAUACGGGGAGAGGGAAGGCGGGGCCUGAAACAUGGGUGUGUUUAAAAAAAAAAAAAAAAAAAAAGUUUAUUGUAUAGCUCUGCGUGGGAGAGUGUGUGUAUGUGCGUGUGUGUGGCUGAGCAUUGGUCAUAAUAAACCGUUUAUAAAACA